CAACAUAUCAAAAUACAACUUUUCAAAGGGAAGUGGUUACACCCCCAAUUUGUGUAUAUACAUAUGCUACCUUAUAGUCCCAUUUCCAAAAACACAAUAUCCAUCCAUCUCACAAAAACUCUCUCAUCAGUCAUCAUCACUCAUGAAAGAAGAAACCUUCUUUUUCCGGUGGCGGUUCUUGGCCUCUGGUCUCAUUUUCCUCUUCCUUCUUCCUCAAGCUUUCACUUACAAUACUUAUCCGAUCUACCCGUGCUUCCCACAUGCUCCUUUCCUUCCUCCAAUUGCAAACCCAAGGCUCUUAAAAGCUUUCGCAGCUCUUCAAGCUUGGAAGUUCACCAUAACCUCUGACCCAAACGGCUUCACUUCUAACUGGUGUGGUCCUCAUGUAUGUAACUACACAGGCGUGUUUUGUGCACCGGCUCUAGAUAACCCUUACGUCUUAACCGUCGCUGGUAUAGACUUAAACCAAGCUAAUAUCGCCGGUUAUCUCCCUAUAGAGCUUGGUCUCUUAACCGAUCUUGCCUUGUUCCAUAUCAAUUCAAACCGUUUCGAAGGUCAACUUCCCGAAACUCUAAAAUGUCUCCAGCUUCUCCAUGAGCUUGACGUCAGCAACAAUAAACUCUGCGGUGAGUUUCCUUCCUUGAUCUUCUCCUUACCUUCUUUGAAGUUUCUCGACAUUAGGUUCAAUGAGUUCGAAGGAGAUGUUCCUAGCCAACUCUUUGACCUAAACCUCGACGCUCUCUUCAUUAACGACAACAAAUUCCGGUUUAGGUUACCGAGAAACAUAGGUAACUCUCCCGUUUCGGUUCUUGUCUUGGCCAACAACGAUCUCCAGGGAUCUUGUGUACCUCCAAGUUUCUACAAUAUGGGAAAGACGUUGCACGAGGUCAUUCUCUCGAACUCACAGCUAACCGGUUGUUUAAACCGAGAAAUCGGUUUGCUUAACCAGUUGACGGUUUUUGACGUGAGUUACAACAACUUGGUGGGUUCUUUGCCGGAGACAAUAGGUGAUAUGAAGAGUUUGGAGCAGUUGAACAUCGCGCAUAACAAAUUCUCCGGCUACAUUCCGGAGAGUAUCUGUUGGUUACCAAGACUCGAGAACUUCACUUACUCGUAUAACUUCUUCUCCGGUGAGCCACCGGUUUGUCUGAGGCUUCAAGAGUUUGAUGAUCGUCAAAAUUGUUUACCUUCAAGGCCAAUGCAACGGUCUCCCGCUGAAUGCAAAUCUUUUGCUUCUCAUCCUAUUGAUUGUGGUUCUUUCGGCUGCUCUCCACCUAGUCCACCGCCUCCACCACCGUCUCCUCCACCUCCACCGCCAUCACCGCCGCCACCAUCACCUCCACCACCGCCGCCACCAUACGUGUAUCCUCCCCCACCACCACCGCCACCACAUGUGUAUCGGUCACCAUCGCCACCGCCUCCGCCUCCUUGUUGAUCUUCCACGGGCGGUGCAUGACUAAGGCGUCUUUUGACCUAGUGGGAUGCAAUAGUUGAAAGUUGAAACUGCCAUCUGUUUCGGUGUUGUGUUCUACGUUAUGUAACGCUAGUGUUCAUUUUAUUGUUUCUUGUUUUUAUUAUUUAUUUUCUUAAGAAUUUAAUUCUCAAAAAAGUUGAAUGAGCUUCAAUUGUUUGUGUGGUAAAAAAUAUUAUAGUUAAAUGAAAAUUGAGGUGAGAUAUACUA
This is a messenger RNA of Camelina sativa (false flax), 1681 nucleotides long. Its product is annotated as leucine-rich repeat extensin-like protein 6. The record is from RefSeq and is a predicted model, not a curated record. Lineage: Eukaryota; Viridiplantae; Streptophyta; Magnoliopsida; Brassicales; Brassicaceae. Gene Ontology annotation, molecular function: protein binding.